Microthlaspi erraticum is the source of this 1131-nucleotide messenger RNA. The record is from the annotation of a GenBank genome assembly. NCBI's taxonomy places the organism in Eukaryota, Viridiplantae, Streptophyta, Magnoliopsida, Brassicales, Brassicaceae.
AUGGCGUCGAUGAAGCUCCCGUGGGAUUUGGAGGAAGAGAUAAUCUCUCGACUUCCACCUCGAUCUCUAGUUCGGUUCAGAAGCGUCUGUAAACGAUGGAACUCUGUUUUCAACGACCAGAGUUUCCUCAAGAACCACUUGGGUCGUUCCCGUCCGCAGUUCAUUUUUCUGGCUGAAUCCAAGUCUUUUUCGAUAGGCGUCGAUCUCGGCGGCGGCGUCGAUCCGAGGAUAGAGGUGUGUGAGCUAGCCUCUGAUUUUCCCUGUCAGACUAAGAAUGUGAGUAUCAACACCAUAAGGACUUGCGACGGAUUCUUGUUUCGCCACUUUUGGGAGAAAGGGGUUGCGAUUUGGAAUCCGUGGCUGAGACAGGUUGGAUGGAUCGAGUACGAGGAUAAAGCUUUCGGACUUUGCGGUGUAGGAUACGACAGUACUAGAUCCGAAAUUGGGUACAAGAUCUUGGGGCGUUUCUACAGUUUACGUAGAGAGGUCGACGGUUCCCAAAGAGGUUACCACAGAUUUGCGGUCUACGAGUGCGCUUCUCAGGCGUUGAAGUUUAUUGAUUCCCCUUUCACGCUGUGGCCUACCAAUGUGGACCCUACGUCAGUGAACGGAAAUUUGUUUUGGAUUGGUUACAGUGACGAGGCUCGUAAGCAUGUCAUUCAAAGUUUUGAUUUUACAAGGGUUACAUUCAACGAAAACUUCUGUCUCCUGCCGUGUGAGAAGAUCCUGACUGGCAAUCGACUUAUCCUCGAGGUUUUUGAGGGGGAUCGGCUUUCCUUGUUAAAUUGGAACUAUGUAACAGGGAUGAUUGAGAUUUGGGUAACGGAUAACAAGGUUGUUGUUGAUAGAGGCGAACAAGUGGUGUGGAUUAACUUGAUGACUUUCCCAACAACUACUAACUUACGAAACCUAAUCAAUAAGUUUUGGGGCAUCAUGUAUUAUAUCUCUGACAAGACCCUAGUCCUGUGCUGGAGCGACGACGUAACUAGAGAGGUUUGCGUCUAUCUUGUGAGGGAAGAUGUGUUCAAGAAGAUCUCGAUUGAUUAUGGGACUAGUCUUCGGUAUUAUCACUGUGUCUAUGUUCCAAAUCUGUUCCCGCUGCCUUUAGAAUUCAGAUCGCUGCAAGUGUAA